AUGACCCUGCAGCCUCCCCCUUGGCCCCGCGGUGGGGAACGAGAAGGCUUGACAUCUGAGGCCUCGAGGACAGGGACCGCUGCGUCUCCUCCCGCGCGGGGGCCGCCAGCUACGGGCCAAACCGGAUCCCUUCCUACGCACGCUCUAGACACGGUGGCGAGGGCCCGCGCCGCCUGUGUUCACACCCCUUCCCUCGUCAUAAAGAUGAUCCUAAAUGAGAGAAAGACUUGUUUGUACCUACAGGUGGCCCAUUCAGCCAACAUCUUUCUUUCUAAGAGACUACUGUUCUGUUCUGAGAGCUCCACGCCAGCCAAUCAGAAUUGUCCAUGUACUAACGGAGGCGGGGCCGCUAAGGGAGGAGGAAGGUGGCGGCGGGGGCGAGGUAUUUUCAAAAGAAAUAAUUCCAGAUUGAUGGAUGAAAUUUUAAAACAACAGCAGGAACUUCUGGGCCUAGAUUGUUCCAAAUACUCACCGGGGUUUGCAAAUAGUAAUGACAAAGAUGAUCAAGUUUUAAAUUGCCAUUUGGCAGUGAGGGUGCUGUCCCCAGAAGAUGGAAAAGCAGAUAUUGCGAGAGCUGCUCAGGACUUUUGCCAGUUAGUAGCCCAGCAGCAAAAGAGAUCUACAGAUUUGGAUGUAGAUACGUUAGACAGUUUACUUAGUUCAAAUGGUUACCCUGAUCCUGAUUUAGUAUUGAAGUUUGGUCCUGUGGACAGCACAUUAGGCUUUCUUCCCUGGCAAAUCAGAUUGACUGAGAUUGUCUCUUUGCCUUCCCACCUAAACAUCAGUUAUGAGGACUUUUUCUCUGCCCUUCGUCAAUAUGCAGCCUGUGAACAGCGUCUGGGAAAGUAGUGAUCCCUGGUUGCAUAAUUUGAUUUCAGGCUUUUGGAGAAAAGGACCCAAGUGACUCUGAUGUUUACAAAGCACCUAUGAAACCCUGUGCACACCUAGUUCAUAUUCCUCAUAAUUUAUCAACAAACACAAAAAAGUGUCUUACUUGAGAGUGAGUGUAUGGCGGUGUGUGUGUGUGUGUGUGUGUGUGUGUGUAUGGAAUUAAACUUAUAAAUGGGGGAAGUAUUGGAUAAUGAAAUAUACAGACCUACAACUUUGAGCAUAUAGCAAUGUUAUAGGAGCCAAGAUUUCAGAUAUAAAGCUUUGGGCCCCUACUACUUCCCUGUUUUUGUGGGGAGUAGAGGGAGAGAGUGACUAGAACUGUUUGGGUUGUUUGGGGAGAAGGGAAUAAUUUUUGUUCAGUCUUUCCUAGUGACCAAACUUUAAUUUUUAAAAAUAAUAUAUUAUUAAAUGAAGGUAUUCUCAGUUUGAGGGAGUUGCAGGGGAGUGGAGUUCUGUGUUGCUCACUUGUUAAAAGCUUGCUCCUCUUCAGAGGAGAGAGAAUAUCUAUCUUGAGAUAUCCAUCCACUUUCAUUUCUUACUUCAUUGUAGUUAAACAAUGUGACUUGAGAAUGUUGCUCUGGUGUCUGUGUUCUGUGUUGUGAAGAACAUUUGAAAAGAACUCUUGCUACACUGAAAUGCAGAAUUUAAAAAAUUUAAAUGUUGAAUUAGGCAGUCAAAAGGGAAAAAAGUUGAAUAAGUUGUAAUCUUAAAAGUAAACAUGGAAAAUUUCCUAGAAAAGUUUUGAUUUCCUAUUUUGUGUAAUGAGUAGUAUGCUGCAUACUAUCCAAAGUUGGUUUAAAAAAUAUUUCCAGUAACUAUUUUUAUUUAAAAUGAGCAUUUGAGAGAAAUUAUCAGGGCAGUUCUUUUCCUUAGUAGUAACCUAUUCAUCUUUAAAAUAACACCUGGGAUUUUUUUUUUCUUUUCCAGUAAAUUCCAGUGGUGACUUUGCAUAAAAAAUUAAGUAGGAUUGAGACCUGUGUGUGGGGAAGAAUAUUACCAAAGUCUACAAAAAUAAUUUAGAUUAAUUUUAUAUGUUCUCUUUUAUGACAGAGAACUCAUUGGUUCUGUUUUUUUAAAUGAAUAAAUGAUUUCUUGAAAGGUG
Marmota monax (woodchuck) is the source of this 1993-nucleotide messenger RNA. Its product is annotated as dehydrodolichyl diphosphate synthase complex subunit NUS1-like. The coding region runs from base 1 to 849 and encodes 282 amino acids. Lineage: Eukaryota; Metazoa; Chordata; Mammalia; Rodentia; Sciuridae. The transcript has 3 exons. Gene Ontology annotation, molecular function: ditrans,polycis-polyprenyl diphosphate synthase [(2E,6E)-farnesyl diphosphate specific] activity. Gene Ontology annotation, cellular component: dehydrodolichyl diphosphate synthase complex; endoplasmic reticulum membrane. The record is from RefSeq and is a predicted model, not a curated record.